AUGGAAGAGGGAGGAGACAAUGGUAUUCAAUCUGGAAUCCAAUCUGGAGUAGCUGGACUAAGGUCUACCUUUGCCGAAACGAAAAAUACACAGUCCACCGGUAGUGAUGAGAACACCGUUGAGAAACUUUCGUUGAAACUACUUGAGCAAACGCAACUUACGAAUGAACUUCAGCAAGAGAUAGCAAACUUGAAUAAAAAAUAUAGCCAACAGAAACAACUACUAAUACAAGCAAGAAAAGAGAAACAUGAGGCUGAUCUAGAGGUGACCAGAUUAUCUUCCGAAAUUGAAGAUAUUAGCGCAGAUUUGUUUGAACAAGCUAACCUUCAGGUUAGGGAGGCUAAAAUCGAUGCUGACGAAACAGAAAAAAUGAAUGAACGGCUCUCCAACACUAUCAAGGAAAAAAACACGACUAUUGAAAUUUUGCAAAUUGAGUUAUCAAACUUGAAAUCCCUAAUGUCAAAAAUGAUGGAUCAAAAGGAAACUCUAUCACCGCAUUUAGAACGACAAGAAUCUGCUACAAAGAUAAACAGUUCGAACGAAACAGCUGAGAUUCCCAGCCAUGCAAAGUUCUGCACUAAUCUUCUUUCGUCCUUCAAUGAGAAAACAAUUUACUCACCAAUGUUCAAUCAAAUCAGGUUUGAUCUACCAGCAUUUGAGACUUUUAAGGAUUCACUCAUUGAUAUAAAAUCGAGCAAAUUUGAUAUCCUAUCAACUAAAUUCUAUGCCAAAUUAAUUGACGAACUCGAUGAAACUCUCAGGUUGGAUAAGGCGCCUUCAUUACAAAGUAUCAAAUUGCGAUGGAAUAGAAAGACAUUUUUGCGUGAAUUGACAGAAAAGGCUGUCACGAUUGAACCUUUGAGUGCAGCCACGGAAUCUUGGAAAUCGCAGACUUUGCACAGCUAUGUUCCUGCAAGUUCGUCAUCUGAAGUAUCAACACCGGAAGCACAUGACCCAGAGAACAUGCCGUCAUUAUCUAGGUUUGGCACCUCAAAUACAGUUGUUACCUCUUAUGAUCCAUCUUUGUUCAAAAAUGUUUCUGAUCAUAUAGGUGACAAGGGUCACGGAGUGUCACCGCUAGCAGUUACCACGCCGUGUGGCCUAUGCGGCGAGCAACGAAGGGAUAUGAAUUUCUCAAGAUUGUACCACUUACGAAUUGAAGAUUCGUCAUUACACAAAUCCGAUUUUGCACUAUGCAUAAAUUGUGCUAAUAAGUACCGGGUAGUUGUGGAUCUCUUAAAAUUUGUCUACUCUCUAAACUCGAACAAUAUGCAUUUGCAUUCUGACAUAGGCGAUUUCUUAAGGUGGUCUUGGGCUAACAUUGUGAAUCUGAAAGCAAAAGUUUGGUAUGCCGUUAAUAUUGGUAUCUGGAGUGAAAAGGAACUAUUUGGUCUUGUUUACGGCUGGCAGAAUGAUUGGCUGGUUUCGGCUCCAAUUCAAACGAACACACCCUCCAAAUCUUCACGGUAUAGCAUUACUGAGACAUGCCAGACAUCAAGUUCAGCAAGUGCCGUGUAUUCUAAUGAUACUAAAUCCAAUCUAGAUAAUACCAAAAGAGACUCGUAUUUACAAUCGCCGAAGGGUAAAGGGUGGGCCGGGUGGACUGAAGUGGUGCAGCAGACACAUACGGAAAAGUCGGUGACGGUUAGCCCGCAGUUACUAGGGUUGGGGCCGAGACGAUCUAACGUGAGUUUGGUAUCUGACAAGGUCGAAGACGCCAUUUUAAAGAGUCAGGAGCAAGAGGUUGCUGUAGAUGCUGGAUUUGAAGAUGCUGUUGAAAAUGUAGACUCCAUUAUCAAGAAAUCGGAUUUGACAGUUCCCCAUGAUACACUCGCUAGUGACACCAAGGAAAGAUUAGCUGAUUCAGAAAGAAAUGAGGCGAAAGUAUCUCCAGCAGUCUAA
Messenger RNA from Pichia kudriavzevii, 1902 nucleotides. RefSeq lists its product as uncharacterized. Gene Ontology annotation, molecular function: guanyl-nucleotide exchange factor activity. Gene Ontology annotation, biological process: exocytosis. The transcript has a single exon. Lineage: Eukaryota; Fungi; Ascomycota; Pichiomycetes; Pichiales; Pichiaceae. The coding region runs from base 1 to 1902 and encodes 633 amino acids. The record is from RefSeq and is a predicted model, not a curated record. Gene Ontology annotation, cellular component: cell tip; Golgi to plasma membrane transport vesicle.